AUGAUGAGGUUUUUACACGUUUCCAUUGGUUUAAUCGCCGCUCUGUGCGUCGGAGCGGCGCACAGCUCCUGGGAGGAAAGCACCGUGGUACCGGUCAGACUGGACCCGGUGGCCCGGUCGGAGAGCGACACAGAACCGUGGAGGACUCUCUCCGCGGAGGAGAAGGAGAAGGAGGCGGAGAUGAGGGAGUACAGGUUGGACGUAUUUGGCAAGGAGCUGGUCUUGCAGCUAGAGCCUGAUCAAACCUUCUUGGCACCGGGUUUUGUCUUCCACAUUGUGGGGAGUCCCGAGUCCGAACCGACUCUGGACCCCAAAAGUGGAGCCGAACCGGGCUGCUUCUUCUCCGGGACGGUGAACGGAGAGGGACACUCUGUGGCUGCUCUCAACCUGUGCCACGGACUCCGGGGCGGAUUCUACUUUCGGGGUGAAGAAUAUUUUAUUCAGCCCCUUAACUCCAGUGACUUCAAGGACGUCCACACGAUCCGCCGGAGAAGUCGGGCAGCUUUGGCCGAGGAGGGGAGCUCAAAGUGCGGGGUCAACGAGGACGAGGAGAGGGUCCCAAAUAACCUGGAGGAAGAAGACGAGCACGGAGCCGCCAACGCAGACCAGACAGAGCACCACAGAACCAGACGUUUUGUUUCCACCCCUCGCUACCUGGAGAUCAUGAUCGUGGCCGACCAGUCCAUGGCUGAGUUCCAUGGCGCCGGGCUGAAGCCCUACCUCCUGACCAUCAUGGCAGUGGCGUCCCGCCUCUACCGCCACCCCAGCAUCCACAACUCCAUCAGCCUGGCGGUGGUGAAGCUGCUGGUGGUGUACGAGGAGGAGCGAGGCCCUCAGGUGUCGUCCAACGCCGCCAUGACCCUCCGCAACUUCUGCCAGUGGCAGCGGCAGCACAACCCGCCCAGUGACCGCCACCCCGAGCACUAUGACACCGCUGUGCUCUUCACCAGGACGGAUCUGUGUGGUGCCCACUCUUGUGACACCCUGGGCAUGGCAGAUGUUGGCACCGUGUGCGACCCCGACAGAAGCUGCUCAAUCAUUGAGGACGACGGGCUGCAGGCAGCGUUUACUGUGGCACAUGAACUCGGCCACGUCUUCAACAUGCCUCAUGAUGAUGCCCAGCUGUGCUCCGGGGUCAACGGCGCCCACUGGGGCUCCCACAUGAUGGCCUCCACCCUGUCCAACCUGGACCAGCAGCAGCCAUGGUCCCCCUGCUCCGCCCUCAUGGUCACCACCUUCCUGGACAACGGCCAUGGUCAGUGCCUGCUGGAUAAACCGGUCAAACCUCAGGUGCUCCCUCAGCCCCUGCCCGGGACGGUGUAUGACGCAGACCACCAGUGUCGGCUCACCUUUGGCGACGACUCCCAGCACUGCCCCGAUCUGAGCACCACGUGCGCAGCUCUGUGGUGCACCGUGACCACGUCCAAUGGUCUGCUGGUGUGCCAGACUAAGAACUUCCCCUGGGCCGAUGGAACGUCAUGCGGGCAUGACAGCUACUGCCUGGCCGGACACUGUCUCACUAAGAGCCAAGCCGCCAAACAUCAGACUCCUGUCAAUGGUGGCUGGGGAGUGUGGGGUCCCUGGGGCGACUGCUCACGGACCUGCGGUGGAGGGGUGCAGUAUUCCUUCCGUUCCUGUGACAACCCUUUGCCCAAGAACGGGGGCAAGUACUGCGAGGGCAAGAGGAUCCAGUACCGCUCCUGUAACACUGACACCUGCCCUGACACCAACGGACUGUCAUUCCGCGAGGAACAGUGCCUGGCCCACAACGACAUGUCAGCCCAAGUGUCGCUGGGUUCAGGCGAGGGUGUCGAGUGGGUGCCCAAGUAUGCUGGAGUUUCACCCAAAGACCGAUGCAAGCUGAUGUGCCGGGCCAAGGGGACUGGAUACUUCUUUGUCCUCAAAUCUAAGGUGGCUGAUGGCACACCCUGCAGCCCGGACUCCACCUCAGUCUGCGUUCAAGGCCAGUGUGUAAAGGCUGGCUGCGAUCGCAUCAUCGGCUCCAACCGACGCUUUGAUAAGUGCGGUGUGUGUGGAGGAGACGGCUCCACCUGCAAGAAAGUGACCGGCUCUCUGGAGCGUGCCAGGCCUGGUUACCAGGAUGUUGUCACCAUCCCUGCUGGUGCAACCCACCUGGACGUUAAGCAGCGUGCCCCAGGCAACGGUCGUCAAGAUAACAGCUACUUGGCAGUGCGUCGCCAGGAUAGAACCUAUCUGUUAAACGGCGAAUACAAGCUGAUGACCAUGGAGACCGACAUCGCCUUGCGUGGGGCGCUGUUGCGAUACAGCGGCUCAUCUGCCGUCCUGGAGCGCAUCCGUAGCUUCGCCCCGCUCCCCGAGCCCCUCACCAUCCAGGUGCUGUCUGUAGGUGAAGCCCCGAGGCCCCGGGUCAAGUACAGCUACUUUGCCCCGAGACCCAACAAUGCUGCUUCAGCCUCCAGCAGCAACGGAGUCCGCCGCCAUUCCAUCAAUGCUAUAAGGGAGGUGGGUGGAGCCGAGUGGACCCUGAGGGAGUGGGGUCUGUGCUCCCAGACCUGUGGCGGAGGUUUGCAGCAGAGAGAGGUGGUGUGUCUGGAUCCCCAGGGUCGCACGUCCAGAGAUUGCCCGGAGGAGCUGCGGCCCUUGGCCUCUCGGUCCUGCUCCACCCAGUCCUGUCCCUCCUGGCUCCUCGGAGAAUGGUCGGUCUGCUCCAAGACCUGCGGCCGAGGCUUCCGCAAACGCCAACUGCGCUGCAUCGGCCACGACGGGCGCACGCUAACCCAUGACAGCUGUGACCCCAAAGACCGGCCGCGACCCCUGCUGGAACUGUGCAAUCAGAGUGCCUGUUAAGGAGUGCUCCCACAAUCAGACCUCCUUUCAUACACCGAGCUUUCAGAAAGACACCAGAUAUAUAAACUCUGACCUUCAUCGCCUCUUUUUUUCACACGGACAAACUAAAUAAGGCGAAUGAAUGUUUACAUCCAGAGCAAGAGUGGCUUUCAUGGGUCCAAGGUAGUCUGAUACGUCCACAACGACUGCGGCAUUAAAGGCCAAUUUGUACCCAUUCACUCCAUCCAUUUUGGGGCCAGACGUCGGUCCGCAGUGGCACUGCCUCCUGGUUGAAGCAAUAAAGGCUGAUUACAGCUUGCUGCCUGUCUGGCCUCAGCGCAACAGUGGCACAUUAUGCCUCCCGUCAGGGGAAAGAAAGAAAGCAUGUGCAUUCCUGAUUUCCUAAAGGAGCAUGCUGCUUACCGUGCCAAUGUCACGCUUGUGUGUGGGUGUGUGGGUGUACCUGAGUGAGUGUGAGACUGUGUGUGUGUGUGUGUGUGUGUGUGUGUGUGUGUGUGUGUGUGUGUGUGUGUGUGUGUGUGUGUGUGUGUGUGUGUGUAAAAAAAUGUUUAUGCAUAUAUGUGAUGUUUGUCCAAGCUGGGCUGGACAGACACAUAAGGGGUUGGGGUGGGGGAUGUUAUUGCAGAGUCUAUAAAGAAACAAAUGAAAGAGAAAAGCUCAUAUUCUACUUACUCGCCCCAUCAGGUAUGGAAAAAUAAGAUAGCUAAUAGUCAUAGUGUUUAUGUUCAAGCCAGUUUAUUUAUCACAAACCUGUAGCACUUCAUCUUUUGUUUUUUGCCAGCGGCACAUUGUAACACCCGGUUGUCUCUAAAUGCCUCAGUACGCUGUACUUUGUCCUUUAGCCAUAUCUUGCCCUCGUCUAUGCAACCUCCAAUGAGGGAACUCUUCAACUACCAAAGAGGAGUGUCUGUGUGUGUGAGUGGGUGUGUGUGUGUGUGUGUGUGUGUGUGUGUGUGUGUGUGUGUGUGUGUGUGUGUGUGUGUGUGUGUG
Molecule: messenger RNA, 3819 nt
Organism: Anoplopoma fimbria (sablefish)
Lineage: Eukaryota; Metazoa; Chordata; Actinopteri; Perciformes; Anoplopomatidae
Gene: adamts1
Product: ADAM metallopeptidase with thrombospondin type 1 motif, 1
Exons: 8
Coding region: 1-2829 (942 amino acids)
Biological process (GO): proteolysis; extracellular matrix organization
Cellular component (GO): extracellular matrix
Molecular function (GO): metalloendopeptidase activity; zinc ion binding
Source: RefSeq, a predicted model, not a curated record